AUGGCCAGGUCUCUGCUGCUAUUGACGGGCUGCCUACUGAUGUGGAGCCUGGUGUCUUCUCUGGAUGAUCAGCAAGCGAUAAAAGUGAAGUCUGGAGAUGAUGUUAUUCUUCCAUGUCACAGUCCCACCAGAAAUGAAGCCAUCGUACUGUUAGAGUGGAGCAGAUCUGACCUGAUGACAGAGAUAAAUGGGUACGUCUUGUUCGUCAAAGAGAACCGUCAAUACAAUGCCUUCCAGUAUCCGUCUUUUCGUGGUCGAGUGCAGCUGCAGGAUCCAGAUGUGAAGGACGGAGAUGUUUCUGUGACUCUGAAGAACGUCAACAUCAGCGACACUGGAACAUACGAGUGUCAUGUUAUAUCCGGCAACAGAGAGACAGCAGGCAGAGAAACAGACCACAGUGAGCUCAUCCAGCUGACCGUCACUGAGUCAGGAUGGAGGGAAAUCUACAAGGAUGGAGGCCAUGUUGGUCUUGCUGCUAUUGUUAGUUUUAUGAUCGUCAUGAUCUUCAUGAAAGGAAUAAAAAGAUGUAUAUACCGCCCUCCUGCUGAGAAGAUAGGUAACCAACAGCAGGUCUGA
Molecule: messenger RNA, 576 nt
Organism: Scomber japonicus (chub mackerel)
Lineage: Eukaryota; Metazoa; Chordata; Actinopteri; Scombriformes; Scombridae
Product: coxsackievirus and adenovirus receptor homolog
Exons: 3
Coding region: 1-576 (191 amino acids)
Source: RefSeq, a predicted model, not a curated record